Messenger RNA from Paraglomus brasilianum, 303 nucleotides. The record is from the annotation of a GenBank genome assembly. Lineage: Eukaryota; Fungi; Glomeromycota; Glomeromycetes; Paraglomerales; Paraglomeraceae.
AUGGCUGCAAGUGAUUGGUCUAUAUUUGGAACCUUGUCCGUCUCGACAAAACAAACUACGAAUGAACAUUAUUCAAGAAGCUUCACUGAUCCAACGUCUCCUGCAGAAAGUUUAUUUUCGUCAUCCUCCAAGCAAAAAGACCCGGCGCAAUCGCAGCCAUCAACCACGAAUUUCAAUAGUACGGCCAUAAACAAUAUGGUUAGACAAUUCUGGAUCAGCUAUAUUGCCAUAUGGACAGUUGAUGCCAUCAUCGUACGCACAUAUGGCAAGCAGAAAUCCCCACAACGCUCGACAUCAUAUUGA